AUGAGUACAAAAUUUAGAGUCUACAUACUCCUGAUUUUGCUUGUCUUCCACGUUUGUUCUGUUUCUGGGCUCACUUAUGGUUCAGACGCUGCGGCUUUACAAGCGUUGAAGAGUGAAUGGACCAAGUUUCCUAAAAAUUGGGAAGGUUCUGAUCCUUGUGGAACCAAUUGGGUUGGAAUUACAUGUACUAAUGACCGCAUUAUUUCAAUAUCAUUAGGCAACCUUGACUUGGAAGGAAAGCUAUCCGCCGAUAUUGCGGCUUUGUCUGAAUUGCAGAUCUUAGAUUUGACAUCCAAUCCAAAAUUGACUGGACCGCUUCCAUCAAAUAUUGGUAACCUAAAGAAGUUAAAUGCCUUGAACCUUAUGGGAUGUGGUUUCAGUGGUCAAAUCCCUGAGUCCAUAGGAUCUCUUGAACAACUUACAACCCUAUCCCUGAAUUCAAAUAAAUUCAUUGGAACAAUUCCGGCUUCCAUUGGACGGCUAUCGAAGCUAUUUUGGUUCGAUAUAGCUGACAAUCAGAUUGAAGGAAAGCUUCCAGUUUCGAAUGGGACUUCUUCACCUGGACUUGACAUGCUUCUUCAAGCUGGGCAUUUUCAUUUUGGAAAUAACAAGCUUUCAGGUGAUAUUCCAGAGAAGCUCUUCAGCUCAAACAUGACUUUGUUACAUGUGCUAUUUGAUGGAAACCAGUUGACGGGUAAAAUACCGGAGAGCCUCAGCCUCGUUAAGACCUUAACGGUGUUACGCCUUGAUAGGAAUAAACUGAUUGGAGACAUUCCUUCAAGUCUUAAUAAUCUCACAAGUCUAAUGGAACUGUACUUGGCUAAUAACAGAUUUACUGGUAGUCUUCCAAAUUUAACUAGCUUGACCAAUCUCUACACUUUAGAUGUGAGCAACAACCAAUUGCAGUUCUAUCUCAUUCCAUCUUGGAUCUCUUCAUUAAGCUCUCUGUCAACAUUAAGGAUGGAAGCGAUCCAACUUGAAGGUCCAAUACCAGUAUCUCUCUUCAGUCCUACUCAAUUGCAAACUGUUGUCCUAAAACGCAAUCAGAUAAACUCAACACUGGACUUUGGUACCAGCUAUAGUAACCAGUUGGAGUUUGUGGAUUUACAGUACAACUACAUAACUGAUUAUAAGCCAUCAUCUAAUAAACGCAUCCAAGUAAUGUUGGCAGAUAAUCCAAUAUGCCAAGACGCGGCAAACCGGCUGAGUGAAUACUGUAAUGCAGUCCAACACAAGACCACAUUCUCUGCCCCUAAAAUAAAUUGUCCUCGCUGCGGUCAAGGGAAGGAACCAAGUCCAGCAUGCAACUGUAUGUACCCAGUCACAGGAAUACUCACCUUCAGGUCGCCUUCCUUCUCAGGAUAUACCAACGAUACCAACUUCAACACGCUCCAACGGGAGCUAGAGAGUUUCUUUAAGAAUCCAAGUUAUCAGGUGGACUUUGUGGCCAUCAGAAACAUAAGAGAGAAUCCGACAAAUCAUCAUCUUCUAAUAGAGGUCUUGGUCUUUCCAUCAAACAAAGACACUUUUGAUGAGACCGGAAUGAAUAGUGUUAUUUCCGCGUUUAGCACGCAUACUUAUAAGCAACCUCCGAUAUUUGGCCCUUACAUUUUCAUUGCCGAUCAGUACAGUCCCUUCUCUGGCGGUUCCAAGUCAGCAAACACAGGCAUUAUCAUCGGAGCAGCUGUCGGUGCUGCGGUUCUUCUAUUGUUAUUAACUAUAGCGGGUAUUUAUGCUCUUAGACAGAGGAACAGAGCAGAUAGAGCAACUGGUCGAAAUAAUCCUUUUGCCAAGUGGAAUAAGACUAAGAGCAGUAUCGAUGCCCCGCGGCUAAUGGGAGCAAAAGCCUUUACUUUUGAAGAGCUGAAGAAAUGCACCGAAAACUUUUCAAAAGCAAAUGAUGUUGGGGGUGGUGGUUAUGGCCAGGUGUACAAAGGAGUUCUUCCCUCAGGACAAGUUAUAGCAAUCAAAAGAGCUCAAAAAGGAUCUUCUCAAGGAGAGUUGGAGUUUAAAACUGAGAUUGAACUACUUUCAAGAGUCCAUCAUAAAAAUGUUGUCAAACUUUUGGGAUUCUGCUUUGAUCGAACUGAGCAAAUGCUCGUAUACGAGUACAUUCCAAAUGGAUCUCUUACAGAUAGUCUAUCAGGGAAGAGUGGGAUUAGACUAGACUGGACAAGAAGGCUUAGAAUAGCACUUGGUUCAGGCAAAGGUCUGGCUUAUCUUCAUGAGCUUGCUGAUCCUCCAAUUAUACAUAGAGAUAUCAAAUCAAAUAACAUAUUACUUGAUGAAACUCUAACCGCAAAGGUUGCUGACUUCGGCCUUUCCAAACUUGUUGGAGACCCUGAGAAAGUUCAUGUGACAACACAAGUGAAAGGAACAUUGGGGUACUUGGAUCCUGAGUACUACAUGACGAAUCAAUUGACUGAGAAGAGUGACGUGUAUGGGUUUGGUGUUGUGAUGCUUGAGCUAUUAACCGGCAAAAGUCCUAUAGAGAGAGGCAAAUACGUGGUGAGAGAGGUGAAGAUGAAGAUGAAUACAUCGAGUGAUCUGUAUGACUUGCAAGAACUGUUGGACGAGACAAUCAUCAGCACUAGCGGGAACUUGAAAGGGUUUGAAAAGUAUGUUGAUCUGGCACUAAGAUGUGUAGAGGAGGAAGGUUUGAAAAGACCAACGAUGGGUGAAGUUGUGAAAGAGAUUGAAAACAUAAUGCAUCUUGCAGGAGUGAACCCUAACAUCGAUUCAGCAGCGAGUUCAAGAACAUACGAGGAUUCAAGCAAAGGAUCUGGUAAUCCUUAUGGUAAUGACUCAUUUGCAUACAGUGCGGAUUUCCCAACUUCAAAACUCGAGCCACAAUAA
Messenger RNA from Capsella rubella, 2856 nucleotides. Its product is annotated as probable leucine-rich repeat receptor-like protein kinase At5g49770. The transcript is spliced from 19 exons. The coding region runs from base 1 to 2856 and encodes 951 amino acids. Gene Ontology annotation, molecular function: protein kinase activity; ATP binding; protein binding. Lineage: Eukaryota; Viridiplantae; Streptophyta; Magnoliopsida; Brassicales; Brassicaceae. The record is from RefSeq and is a predicted model, not a curated record. Gene Ontology annotation, biological process: protein phosphorylation.